AUGACACAGCUGCAGUUCAAAGACGCGUUUUGGUGCAAGGAGUUCACUUUUCACACUGGCUACGAGGUGCUCGUACAGCGACUGCUGGAUGGACGGAAGAUGUGCAAGGAUGUGGAGGAUCUGCUCAAGCAGAGAGCACAGGCAGAAGAAAGAUAUGGGAAAGAGCUGAUCCAGAUUGCUCGAAAAGCCGGAGGACAAACAGAAAUCAACACGCUGAAGGCAGCAUUUGAGAGUCUUAAGCAACAAACAGAAAGCGUUGGCAACUCUCAUAUCCAGCUCGCAGUGAUGCUGAAGGAUGAACUGAAGGGAAUAGAGGAGUUCCGAGAACGACAGAAAGAGCAGAGAAAGAAGUAUGAAUCUGCAAUGGAGCGCAUGCACAAGAUCAAGGUGUUGCACUACAAGAAAACGAUGGAGUCCAAGAAGACCUACGAGCAGAAGUGCAGGGAAGCGGAUGAGGCUGAACAAGCCUUUGAGAAGACGAGCGCUUCUGGCAACCAAAAGCAGGCAGAAAAGAGUCAGAACAAAGCCAAGCAAUGCAGAGAUGCAGCACACGAAGCAGAGAAGGUGUACAAACAGAACAUAGAGCAGCUGGAUAAGGUCAGGACAGACUGGGAACAGGAACACAUCAAAACCUGCGAGGUCUUUCAGCUCCAGGAGUGCGACCGCAUCACGAUCCUCCGCAACUCGCUGUGGGUUCACUGCAACCAGCUCUCUACUCAGUGCGUGAAGGACGAUGAGCUGUAUGAAGAGGUUCGGGUAAGCCUGGAGAACUGUGUUAUAGAGUCAGACAUAGACUACUUCAUCAAGACCAAGAUGACAGGAACGCAACCUCCAGAUGCAAUAGGAUACGAGAACUAUUACGACAAAGAACCAAGCAGAGCCAACAGCAGCCCGACACAGACUUGUGGGAUGAUGAAAAGGUUCUCCGGACUACUACAUGGGAGCAGCAAAAGCAACGGGGAAAGUGUCAUUCCUUCCGCGCCUCCGCUCGAGAAAACAGAUGGGGUCUAUGCAUCCAUUUUUGUAAAUGAACAAACAGGAAUCACAUUAUCACAGGACUACAGAGUACUGUAUGACUACAGAGCCCAGAACGUGGAUGAACUGGACAUCAGGGAAGGAGACAUUGUAGCUGUCAUUGAAGAAAGAGAGGACGGCUGGUGGACAGCAGAAAGGAACGGGCAGCGAGGCUACGUGCCAGGAUCCUAUCUGGAGAAGCUCUGACGAAAAGAAGCUGCAGUCCUCAGACUUUAAAAAUAUUCUACUAGUGAAAAAAAACAGCACACAAGAUUGGCUUCACUUGACCAAGAGCACUCCAUAAUACUGUCCUCUACAAUUAUUAGUCAGGAAAAAACCAACUGACCAUGCUUUUCCUCUUCCUUCCUCUUCUCAUGCCUGCCUUUUGGCCUACGUUGCCUGAGAAAACUUGCUACAUAUCAGAGAGGC
Tinamus guttatus (white-throated tinamou) is the source of this 1443-nucleotide messenger RNA. Lineage: Eukaryota; Metazoa; Chordata; Aves; Tinamiformes; Tinamidae. The record is from RefSeq and is a predicted model, not a curated record.